CGCAUGCGGGGUAGACAGUAGCACGAAAAAAGAAGAAAAAAAUUGAGCCCUUUCGUCAUACACUUCGUGGGUUCAGGUCGGAGGGUUUUCCACCCAUGCGCACUACAGUAGUCGUGGUUGUGAGCAUGCGCGUUGACUAGAGGCGUCCCGGGACCGGAUUCGCGUGCCAAGCCGCGAGCGUGCGCAAUGGCGAGGAGUCGUCGUCUCGUCCCGCCCUCUGGACGGGCACAUUCAGGAGUCGGUCGGGUGAGCGGCGAGCAUGCGCGGUGCACCCGGCCGCUGCGAGCCAGCGAGUUUGUGAGGAAAGAAGCGAGGAGGGCCGGUUGGGCACAGGCGCCGCUUCCGCAGCCCGCGAAGGGAGGGCCGGGCGGCUGACUGGCUGGCUGACACCGAGGGCGAGCAGAGGAGCCGGCGACCCUCCAGACAGAAGCCGUCGCUGAGAAGACCCUGAGAGAGGAAGAGCCGCAGCAGGAGUGGCGGGGGGGGACCGCAGGCGCCGAGACCCCCGCGCCGCCCUCUCCCAUGAAGCCCCGCCCCUUCCCCACAGGCCCCGCCCCUGGCCCCGCCUUCCCUGCUCUUUAGAGCCCCCUCCCUGAUUCCCUUCUCAAGGGGGGUGCCUGAGCUGCCCCCUCCUCCUGCUCACCUUAAUUAUUCCUCUCCCCCCCCAACAGACACACACACUGCUCAGCAUCCCCCCCAUUGGUCCUCCAAGGCAGGGGUAGCAUUUUGCACCCCCGAAAAGCCUUUUCUCCACUCUGUGGUUGCUUCUAGUGGCUAAGGUGAAGACCCCUUGGACCCACCUAGCCCCUCUUCCUCCUCCCAGCAGUGCCGCCCUGUGUGAGGGGGCUUCUUUUGUUGUUGCUGCACCCCUUCCUCUUCCUCCUGCUCCUGUGGAUGCCUGCCUCUCUACUGCGGCCACCAUGGGCAAGGUGCUAUCCAAGAUCUUUGGCAACAAGGAGAUGCGGAUCUUGAUGCUGGGCCUCGAUGCGGCAGGCAAAACCACCAUCCUGUACAAACUGAAGCUGGGGCAAGCGGUCACCACCAUCCCCACUGUAGGUUUCAACGUGGAAACAGUGACUUAUAAGAACGUCAAAUUUAACGUGUGGGAUGUUGGGGGCCAGGACAAGAUCCGGCCAUUGUGGCGGCACUACUACACGGGGACUCAGGGCCUCAUAUUUGUAGUAGACUGCGCUGACCGGGACCGCAUUGAUGAGGCCCGGCAGGAACUGCACCGCAUAAUCAAUGACCGAGAGAUGCGGGAUGCUAUCAUCCUUAUCUUCGCCAACAAGCAGGACCUUCCUGAUGCCAUGAAACCCCACGAGAUCCAGGAGAAACUGGGCCUGACCCGGAUCAGGGAUAGGAAUUGGACAAACUAUUAUUGGACUUCAAGAGAGUUUGGAGGGGAAAAUAAACACUAUGUGGCUUCUUGGGAAAGAAAUGAUUUCCCAUACUAAAAUAUUAAGAAAUUAAGCAUCCAUAGGAUUGUGAUUGCUCACCUCUCCUCCAGUUACCACAGUUUUCUUCUACACACUUGACUGGAUCCCCAAUUUAAUGCAACUCUUGCUUGGUGUUAUGAUGCUCUACUCUUCAACUGUGAAUGGACACAAGCACUAGUUUCUAUGGCAAACUUCCAACAACAUGGGGGGAAAGGACACACAAUGCAUCUUGACAGAAUAACAUUUCUCCUAUCUUGAGAGCCCUUGUUAUGAUGGUUUGACUUCAUUUGUUUGAGUCCUGGGGCUGAGGUAUCACUUUUUCGUGUAUGUGUUCUGAUUCUGUUUCUCUUCCCUUCCCCAUUAUCAUCUGCUGUAGAUUUGCUGCUUCUUGCAACCGUGCAGGAUAUGUUGAUAGGUCUCUGUUAUCUAGUAAACUGAAAACCAUUGCUUAUGAACAAACUGCAGUCUGUCCUCUUUAUGGCAAGAGUUUACCUGUAACUAAGAAGUGAACUACAAUUUUGAACUCCUUCAUUUGGCCUCUGAUAAAUCUGAAAGGUACCAUUUAGAAUAAAUGUGUGGUUGCUUACUGGGCCUGAUGUGUACCAGAUAAUGCAAGAACCAUUUUGAAAUGUUAGCUGUAGGGAGCUAUGAACAAAAUGUUGUGCAUGAAUAAGGAUACCAAUAAGUUUCCAUUCUUAAAUAGCAACUGUAUACAGGAUGAAAUGAGACUAGUGUCAAACCACAGUUCCUGUAUAUUUUGCAUUGUAAGCUUAAUUUUCCAGCUGCAAUAUUAAGUAGUUGCAUUACUCUCCAGUUUCAAUACAAAAAUAAUUUUGUUCUGUACAAUGCAGCAAUAAUUUGUAAACAUCACUGUGUGGCACACAUAGUUCUUAAAAUCAUAAACCUGUAGUCAAAACUUGAAUGUUAAACUAUUCCUGUCUUAAACUGAGGCAAAGGUGGCAGUAUCAUAAUUGAUCUAAAAGCUUCUAAAAACUUGAUGUAAAAAUAUUUUUAGACCUUUUAUCUUCUAAGAUGCACCUUUAUUAAUGGGGUAGGGGGAGAACCUGCAUCUGCUUCUAUAUCAUGAUUUGAAAUUUUAGGUGUAUUGAAACGAUUUGGUUUUGUAGAUGUCACUAACUUGGAUGAAGCAGCUGAGUAACUGCUGUGUAUGGGAGUUGCAUCUCCCUUCCAUCUCCUGCAAAACUGUGCUGAAUUCUUGCAGGCAGCAGCAGACCAGCUCUAGCCUUCUGUUCCUAUAGUACUUUUUUUGACCUGUUUCGGAUGUUUAAAUCUAUAAAGCCCUUUGGAAGGGCAGAUAAUGAGUGGGGUGGAGAGUGAGCAAACGACUAUGAAUGUAAACUUCCAGGUUUCGUUCUUCAAGAGCAAGCAUCUCAUUUUGCCAUAUUGCAGCUUCCAAAUGUCUGUCUUAGUUUUAUGGGUGUGGGGGGAGAAAUGAUUGUGAAUUCAGGUUAGCAUAAAAUGGUUUCAAUCAAGUAUUAAUACUGGGUGCAAACAUGUAAAGCAGCUGGUUCUUAUUCAGCCUUAAGGAUUAAUUUCAGAUUUUCCUCAAGGAGUAAAACUCAUCUGAGGAAUUUUAGGAAUGUAUUGCUACAAAACCAGAAGAAAAUUGCUUUUUUCUAAGGGUAUGAGUUUAAAAUAAAAUCGGGGCAUUAUGCUACACUUCUUCAGUGUUGAUUUUGCUAUUUAAAUUGUGGACUUUUUGAGCUUGUACCAAAGAUGUUUGAGGGGGUUAAAAGUAAUGAGAAAUUCACUUAUUAAAACAGAAUCUAGCAUCAGUAUGUAGAAAACUACUUUGACUCUGAUCCUGGAUAAACUUGUAGUUAGUUCUUUAAAUCCCAUUCCCAUCCUCCAAAUCAAAUGGGAAUAUUUGCUUUAAAUGAUUUUAGGAUCAGAGCAAUGAAAUUAACCUUAAUAGGAAAUAUAGCAAUGGUUCAGAACAAGUUUUGCUAAAGUAAAUUUUUUGAUACGAACCAAUUUGCUUCAUUCUAAUUGUGUUAAAUAAACCUACUAAGAAUACUUGUUCCUGGCAGCAUUGGUAAGAGUUGGUACUACAGAAACAAAGCUCAUAAGCAGUUAAUUGUUUUCUUCUGGAAUAAUUAAAGCCAAGCACAAAGUAGUUGCCUAAACUGGAAAACUUGAAGAUUUGUUACUGGUUCUCAAACUUUCAUAUACAUCUUAAUUGCAGUGAAAACAUGGGUGGUUUUACCUUCGGUGCAGAGUGUAUUGUAUCUCUUCUCUAAACUGGGGGCAUAAUGGAAUCUUCAUACAACCUCUGCAUUAGUUGAAUUCAUAGUUUUGUAUGACCCUUUUAAUUUCUUCCUCUAGGUAUGCUCUUUCAGUAGGUAAAAGGGGUACAUUUAAUUCUGAUUUUUAAAAAAAGAAAUCUCCAGUUUGGGGUGGAAACUAUGAAGUUGAAUGAAACAUGUGACAAAUGCAUCAAGUAACUUUUGCUACUGAACAAAAAUUAUGAACGUUUCAUUUUAAAUACCCUCUUUAAAGAAACCAGGUUUGGUCUUCUCCUUGGCUCAGUGUGGCCAUACAAACAAUGGCUUUAGACAGCUAUCUACAGCUUGCGAGUCAAAAUGCAAUCUGUAAGAAUUCCACUUUUAAAAAAAAUACAUCCAACUUCUGUGUUCAUGUGACUAUAAAGUGCAACUGAGUAUGUUUUUGAAUGGCGUUAACUUUGUCUGAUAAGUGAAUGAGUCUGUAGACUGUGAUCUCCCUGAAUAAAGUAAACAGGAAUUUUUGUGUUCGCAAUAUGGUUGUAGUGUUGGUAAAAGAACUAAUAAGCAGAAAAUAAAGCAAUUAUACAGUGCA
Messenger RNA from Hemicordylus capensis (graceful crag lizard), 4274 nucleotides. RefSeq names its product ADP ribosylation factor 6 (gene ARF6). The transcript is spliced from 4 exons. NCBI's taxonomy places the organism in Eukaryota, Metazoa, Chordata, Lepidosauria, Squamata, Cordylidae. Gene Ontology annotation, molecular function: GTP binding; GTPase activity. The record is from RefSeq and is a predicted model, not a curated record. Gene Ontology annotation, biological process: vesicle-mediated transport; intracellular protein transport. Bases 921 to 1454 code for a protein of 177 amino acids. Gene Ontology annotation, cellular component: cytoplasm.